Molecule: messenger RNA, 765 nt
Organism: Racocetra fulgida
Lineage: Eukaryota; Fungi; Glomeromycota; Glomeromycetes; Diversisporales; Gigasporaceae
Source: the annotation of a GenBank genome assembly
AUGGCAGAUUUUUCCCUUCCCGUUCCACCAAAGGAUGAUUUUCGUCUUAUGAUAUCAAAAGAUUUUCCUAUUUCUGACUCUUUAGGUUCAUCCACCGAUCUAUCUAACUCCAUAAGUUUUGGAUUUAAAGAAGUGAUGUCUGAACCUUUAACUCUUAGCACGAAUAAUACUUUUUCUGGCGCAAAGCCAACAAGUAAAAUUUCUCCUGCUCAACCUUCUGUCAAUAUAGAUCCAACAUGUUUAGAUACUAACGCCUCUGGUGUGGAAAAUGAACCUAAAAGAAUUUCACAUUCUGAUAAAUCUACGAAACAUUCUUCUUGGUGGUCAAGUUUGGGCAAGCUUAAAACUAAAAAACAAUCCUAUAGUGAUACUCGAAUAAAGCCGACGGCUGAUGUCAACUCUAAUCCUGCUUCUAAUCCAACUUUUUCUGCAUCAUCUUCUCCUACAUCAUUGAUAAAUGACGGAAAUCAUAAUGUUCAAAACCUUUCAAAGGCUAAAAAAUUGAACAUCAAAAGCAAGCUUCAGAAAUUCGGUCAUAAGAAAACAAAGGUAAAUGAAAGUAGCAACAUAACUGCAGAGGAAUAUUUAACUCAAACUACUGGACUUUCAACAAUGUCAACUGGAAAACCAGAAAACGACAAGAAUAACAAUAAAUUAUUCGUUGAAAGGUUGGACCAUAGUCAUUCUUUUACCUCUGAUCCUCGUCCUCCUAAAUCACAUCUUGGGCAAAUAGAGAAGCCGGCUUCUCUAACGAAUCCUCCAAAA